AUGUACCGUCGCGACCCUAUAGUCUCUUCAUCGCCUCCUCCUCCUGUCGGAUCACGCGCUACUUCGCAUAGCGACGACGACGACGACGACCAACAGGAUCCUUACGUCACUCAGCCUACGCAAAUUCUCGCUGAACACUCACCCUUCUUCCCAGCGCCUUCUGAUACCACACAACCCACGCAACCCACACAAAUCCUCACACCGCGCGCGAACCGAGUCCAAAACACAGCCUCCUCGCAGUUGCAAGUCCCCCGCUCGUCUCCCACUAUCCAGCGGUACUCGUCGCCCGUCAUGUCGCCAACCCAGUCGCAACGGCCGUAUGGAGGCUACAGCAACCCAAUGGCACCUCCUGGUACAAGUUUUUUCCCUCCGCAAGCCGUUCGCAAGCCAAUAGUCGAUUUGACAUCGGACGACCCCCCUGUCGAACGCGAUCCAGACGAAGACGAGUCUGAGUACAGGUCUAAUAUACCACUGUCAAAAAUCGAAAUGGGCUCCAUGGCGUCUAGGAUUGAAGAGACGCCACAGAAACCAACGUGGGAUCUAUCCGGAUUCAAGUACAAUGGUGACCAGUCGCGAAAACGACCGUCUGAGGGACCUGCCUCGAGUUCGCCACCGAAGAGACAAAAGCCCCUACCGCGGCAAGGGGGACCUUCGCGCGCUCUGCCUGUGGAUUUGACAGAAGAUUCAAACAUGACCUUGGAGGAUAUAACAGACUUUGCCAUGCAGCGCAACGUAAAGCGGUUGCAGGCCAUAUAUCCGAAUCGCUCGGUGAAGCAGCUACAUGAAGCCCUACUUAAGAAGAAAGGCGAAUUUUCAGAUGCAUGUUCGUACUUGGCAGAAGAGGAGUCUGAGGACGAGUUGCUUCGGUCCCCACAGCUUGGAGUGGCCCAAAGCAAGUCAAUACCGAUUGUAAAGAAGACCGCACAGCGUGGUUUGAAGCAGCCUGUGCAGUCAUUACAGAACAAAUAUUCAAAGUUGGGAGCGACUCAGAACAGUCCUGUAGUGAUUGACAGUCCCGAGAAGGAAGCACCAAAACGGAAAGGCAGACUUGUUAGCGGAAGAGAUCGCAAGCCGAAGAUGGCGUUUUCGUCCUCACCAGAACCCGCUCCACGACCGCAACAACAUUCGAAGAAGCAAGCGCCAAUUAUGGUCUCUUCAGAUGAGGAUGAGGGUAUCGAUGCAGAGCUUGUGAUUGAUGACGACUCCGAGGCAAGCGCAGCUCCAGAGAACAACUUCAGCGACGAUGCAUUGUUGAACUUCUUCAACACUUGCACUGUGGAGGCUAUGGUGGACUUGUCGAGUCACAAGGAAGAAGACAUCAAAGAGAUAUUCAAGGAACGCCCGUUCGCCUCGCUUGAUGCUGUUCGAAACAUUCACGUAGACCUCGCACCAGCCGAGAAAAGCAAGAAGAAGGCUCGAAAGCCGCGUAUCACAACAGGUGCAAGGCUUGUGGAAUCUACUGAAGGCAUGUGGAACGCCUACUCGACCAUUGACUCGGUGGUGAAACAAUGUGAAGCCCUUGGAAAACCAAUGGUUGCGGGCAUGGCACGAUGGGGAAUCGACAUUUUCGGCGCAUCUACUGAGGAAGGCAUGGACGUUACGAGUCUCGACGAUAGCGAUACCAACUCAGCACGGGAUUCCGGUUAUCAUACACCAAAGAGCAGCAACAGCAGCGAUACCGAAUCCAAGGGCAUACGCAAAGCAGUCGGUCGUACAAAGCUGCUCAAACAGCCCUCGAUCAUGAAUGACGACAUUGAGCUCAAGGACUACCAAGUCGUCGGUCUUAACUGGCUCAAUCUUCUCUGGCAAACUGAGACCUCUGGCAUUCUGGCUGACGACAUGGGUUUGGGAAAAACCUGCCAGAUCAUUGCUUUCUUGUCGCAUCUGAAAGAAGAGGGUAGCGGAAAGCCUGCACUCAUUGUUGUACCUGGAUCGACUCUAGAGAACUGGUGUCGUGAGUUUGAGCGCUUUUCAAGCUCCAUCAACUUCACACCAUACUACGGAUCUCAAGCUGAACGUUUCUCGCACCAGGAGAGCAUUCACCAGAACAUCAGGCAGGGAACGUGCGACGCAAUUAUCACAACGUACGAUCUCACAUUCAGGAAAGAAGACCUAAUCUUUCUCAAGAAAUGCAGACCUGAAAUCUGCAUUUUUGACGAAGGACAUAUGCUGAAGAAUGCUAACACGAUUCGAUACAAGAGCUUGAUGAAGAUUCCUACCAAGUGCAGGAUUCUAUUGACUGGCACCCCGCUGCAGAACAGUCUCCAAGAACUCAUGUCCAUUCUUGGGUUCUUGAUGCCGCAGGUGUUCUACGGCGAUCAGCAGGAGGAAGUUCAGGAGAUGUUACAAAUAUUGUUUAAACACAAGGCUAAGACUAUGGAGAGCGAUUCGCACAGCUCUUUGUUGUCUGCUCAGCGUAUCCAGCGUGCUCGUACCAUGUUGACACCCUUUAUUUUGAGGAGGAAGAAGGCCCAGGUGCUCAAGCACCUGCCGAAGAAGACUUCUCGCGUCGAAUACUGUGAGCUCACAGAUACACAAAGGACCCUGUACAACGAGCAAUUAGCGAAGCAGCGCAAGAUUCUCGAGGACAGGGCUGCCGGCAUCGCUGUCAAAGACCAUGCCAACGUGAUGAUGAAGCUUCGCCAAGCAGCCAUCCACUCACUCCUGUUCCGUCAUCGCUACGACAACAAUACCAUCCGGAAAAUGUCAAAGGCCUGUCUCAAAGAAGACAUGUUUGCUGAAAGCAACCCAGACAUUAUCUACGAAGAGCUGGAGCUCUACCAAGACUACCAAUGCCACCAACUCGCCACCAAGUACCGAGCGCUCAAGAAGUUCGAGCUCCAAAACCACGAAUGGAUGGACUCGGGCAAAGUCACUGCUCUCCUCGCCCUGUUGAAAAAGUACAAAGAAAACGGCGACCGCGCCCUAGUCUUUAGUCAAUUCACCUCUGUCAUGGACAUCCUCGGCUGGGUCUUCGACGACCACGACAUAAACUUCAUGCGCAUGGACGGCUCCACCCCGAUCCAAGAGCGCCAAUCCCUCAUGGACAUCUUCUACCAAGACGAAUCCAUCCAGCUCUUCAUGAUCAGUACCAAGAGCGGCGGUGCGGGUAUCAAUCUCGCCUGCGCAAACAAAGUCAUCAUCUUUGACUCGAGCUUCAACCCCCAAGACGACAUUCAAGCCGAGAACCGUGCCCACCGCGUUGGCCAGACGCGCGAAGUCGAAGUCGUCAGACUCGUCACCAAGGGGACCGUCGAAGAACAGAUUUACGCCCUCGGCAUCAGCAAGUUGGAGCUGGACAAGAUGGUCCAAGGUGAAGACGAGGGCGCGCCGAAAACUAAAGGGAAGAAGAAGGAUGAGCCGGGGGCUGCGGGUGCAGCAGCGCUGAGUAAAGCCGAAGAAGCGGGUAUGGCGGCUGUCGAGAUGAUGAUGAUGCAGCAGUUGCAGUCGCCGCCUGAUGACAAGAAGAAGAAGAAGAGUGGUGGUGCUACGGCGGAUAUCAAGGAGCAGUUUCUCUCCGGUCUCAAGAGUGCGGGGUUGGAUGUCGCUGCGUAG
This is a messenger RNA of Bipolaris oryzae ATCC 44560, 3555 nucleotides long. RefSeq lists its product as uncharacterized. Gene Ontology annotation, molecular function: chromatin binding; DNA binding; ATP-dependent chromatin remodeler activity. The transcript has a single exon. Bases 1 to 3555 code for a protein of 1184 amino acids. The record is from RefSeq and is a predicted model, not a curated record. Gene Ontology annotation, cellular component: nucleus. NCBI's taxonomy places the organism in Eukaryota, Fungi, Ascomycota, Dothideomycetes, Pleosporales, Pleosporaceae.